UUUGGGGAGAGCCCAGUGCAACAGACCUGUCCACCGGAUACUCAUCCCUGACAGCUCAGCAGACACAUCACCGCGAACCAAAGGAGGGCAGAUUUUGUAUUUUUUGUUGAAUGUCAAAGCUUCUGUUUUUAGUUUAGAGAGAAGACUGUCUCCAGCAUGUUCCUCCUUCUCCUUCCGCUGAGUUUGUGUGGGCUCCUGCUGCCAGCUCACGCUCAGGACCGAGCAUCCCUGUGGAGGAGCAAUGACCGAAGUGGCCGAUGCACUUACACCUUCUCCGUUCCGAGCCCAGCAGAGUCCAGCUGCCCUCAGGCUGGAGGUGCAGAGAUGGACUCCCUGAAGGCAAGACUCAGCAUUCUAGAGGUGCUGGUGUCCCGCAUCACCGGUGGAGAGAAUGAUGGAGGGAAAGCUCAUAGAGAGCUUCAGGAGGCACUGAACCGAGCCGUUGCUGAGAGGAACCAGCUUCAGGGGCAGAAGGGUCGGCUGGAGAGGGAGCUGGAGGGUCUGCAGCAGAGGAUGGAGGAGAUGAAGAGAGAGACCGAGAGACUGCGCAGUAGACCCUGUCCCCCACAGCCCCCAAGCAAUCCCCAGCAGGACGCUGGACGGAUGAGACAGCCUGGAGGCUCCAAUCCCAUGUCCCACCUCAUGACUCGGCCCAACCGACAGGGAGACAGCAGCAGUUUGAGAGCUGACUCUGCGUGGAUUGGAUCUCCAGGCUUCCAGGAGCUGAAGGCUGGAGUGACGGAGGUUCCUGCGCCAGACCGCUCUGAUGACAACACAGGUUGUGGAGUUGUGGCGUCAGUGUCAGAGCCGGUGACUCACAGGAAGGCUGACAACAUCGCCGGGAAGUACGGCGUCUGGAUGCAGGACCCCGAGGCUGUUUCCCCGUAUGGACCAAACAUGGUUUGGCGCAUCGACACAGUGGGCUCAGACGUCAGGCAGAUGUUUGGAUAUGAAGACAUGGAGCAGCUUUCCAAGGGAUUCCCUUCCAAGGUUCUUCUGCUGCCGGAGCCAGUGGAGAGCACUGGGGCCACCCUCUACAGAGGGUCCCUCUACUACCAGAGGAGGCGCAGUCGCACUCUCAUCCGCUACGACUUGGCCUCGGAGAGUGUUGCAGCCCGACGUGACCUCCCCCACGCGGGGUUCCAUGGGCAGUUCCCCUACUCCUGGGGGGGUUACACCGACAUUGACCUGGCUGUGGAUGAGCAGGGGCUGUGGGCCGUCUACUCCACCAGCAAGGCUAAAGGCGCCAUUGUCAUCUCCCAGCUGGACCCUCACAGCCUGGAAGUGAAGAGGAGCUGGGAGACCAACAUCAGGAAGAACUCGGUGGCCAACACCUUCAUCAUCUGCGGCAGGAUGUACGUGGUGGCCAGCUACACUGCUCCCAACACUACGAUCAACUACGUGUACGACACGGCCAGCAGCCAGGGGAAGGCCGUCUCCAUCCCCUUUAGAAACAAGUACCGCUACAACAGCAUGGUGGACUACAGUCCUUCUCAGAAGAAGCUCUUUGGUUGGGACAACUUCCACAUGGUGUCCUAUGACCUGCGGUUCCAGCAGGCCAAGUGAGACCCCCGGAGUGAAGAGACAUUUUCCCCCGCCCCGCUCCUGCUGCACAGACUCAUCUCCAGUGUAGUGAUUCUUCCCUUCCCUGUACCUUGCUUUUGCUGUCCACACUCGUGUUCUUAGAGGAAUUAUUUUUGUACCGCCCUGAUGUCAGAUGUAUGAUUAUGAUGAACCCAGUAUGAUGUUGUAUAAUCAAAAGCCAAAAACAAUGAAAUAAGUCUCACCUGGUGUGCAUUGAAGAAUUGCAUGGACCUAACUGUGAUGUAACUACACGGUGUUCAGUUCAUCUUGGAAUAAAGUUGUGAA
This is a messenger RNA of Synchiropus splendidus (mandarinfish), 1869 nucleotides long. RefSeq names its product myocilin (gene myoc). Gene Ontology annotation, biological process: signal transduction; osteoblast differentiation. Lineage: Eukaryota; Metazoa; Chordata; Actinopteri; Syngnathiformes; Callionymidae. Gene Ontology annotation, cellular component: Golgi apparatus. Bases 157 to 1566 code for a protein of 469 amino acids. The transcript is spliced from 5 exons. The record is from RefSeq and is a predicted model, not a curated record.